AUGGAAGAGUUGGACUACAACUACACAUCAGAAGAAUAUGAUUAUGGAUCUGAUGAGAACAGAACUGGUGAUAAAAAUGACAAUUUUUUGCAUAUACCAAUUGUAAAAUUGGUGGACUUGAUCACUAUUGGAGUUGGACUUCCUUUGACUUUUAUAGUGAUUGUUGCACUUUUUCUCCAGGUGAAAAAGAAUCAGAGUCUCCCUGUCUAUGUCAUCAACCUUCUCUUUUCUGAUCUCAUUCAGUUCUGCUGCAGAAUUACAUAUUUAGUUAGCCCAGAAAAAGGCUCUGGCAUCUUAUUUUUUGGUUUAAUUGCCAGUGUUGGAUUCAUGGUCUGUAUCUCCUGUGAAAGAUAUUUGGUUGUUGCCAAGCCACUGUGGUACAGAUUCAGGAGAAACAUCAAGACAUAUGUGGUGGUCUGUGUCGUAGUCUGGGUUCUUCCCGUUCCUUUUCUCAUAAUCUUUUUUCUGCCUUUUACUCAUAGGAUUUUUUCCCCCAUCUUGUCAUGUGCUCUCCUCCUGCCAUUUCCCUUCUUCGUCUUCUGCUUGGUUGGGACUAUUAAAGCUCUUUCUGGAGCCAUCAGUGUCCCAGCAGAUGAAAAACGACGAAUUGCAGCCAUUCAGGUUGCAGUGCUGCUAAUUUACACUCUGCUUUUCCUGCCUAUAAUUGUUUAUCUCUUCAAAGACCAUGAAUUAAUUCUUAGUAACAUUUUUGAAGUUUGUGUUUUUCUUAGUCCCCUUGCAGACACAACUUUGUAUUUGUUAUGUCGGAAAAGCAUCCUGGAUAAGUUUCUGGCUUCACUCUGUUCUUGUAAAGCAUCAGAGACUCAGGAGAUUAGCAGCAAGGAUACUGAAAGCACGACUGCUCCAAAUACUGAGAAUUUUUAG
Molecule: messenger RNA, 885 nt
Organism: Fundulus heteroclitus (mummichog)
Lineage: Eukaryota; Metazoa; Chordata; Actinopteri; Cyprinodontiformes; Fundulidae
Product: G-protein coupled receptor 4-like
Exons: 3
Coding region: 1-885 (294 amino acids)
Biological process (GO): positive regulation of Rho protein signal transduction; phospholipase C-activating G protein-coupled receptor signaling pathway
Cellular component (GO): membrane
Molecular function (GO): G protein-coupled receptor activity
Source: RefSeq, a predicted model, not a curated record